Messenger RNA from Microthlaspi erraticum, 3411 nucleotides. Lineage: Eukaryota; Viridiplantae; Streptophyta; Magnoliopsida; Brassicales; Brassicaceae. The record is from the annotation of a GenBank genome assembly.
AUGGUGAAAGUUACAAAGUUUGUGACUUCUCGUCCAGUUGUUGUCUUCUUAGUCCUGGCUUUUCUAGUGGUUGUUUUCGGAUGCAUACCGAUCACGAAUUGGCAAACAACAACGAAGAACAUAACAAACGAAGUCUCUUUGUUCACUGAAUAUCUCCGGUCAAAUCUUGUUUCCGAGAUCGAAAACAUCGGAAAUUUCAUUUAUCCGAAGACAAAUUCAUCUACAAUCGGUUUAGCAAGAGUUAUAGACUUUUAUCUCACCAGGAAAAGUACUCCUUUCAAAGAGAUUCAAACACAGAUCGCACCAUUGUUGUUUCAAGCUUAUUCAACGAUCCCUCAAGUCUCACAAGUUACGUACAUUAGUACGGAGGGUCUCGUCUUUUCUUACAUCACAGAAGUGAACACAAGUGUCGCUGUUUUUGCCAAUUCAAGUAGUGGUGGAGACUACACUUGGUACACUCAAACCGUUAAUCAGAGAACCGGUCGUCACAACGGUAAUGCAGCGAGAUCUCAGCCGUUCAAUGUAACCAAUACAGAUUGGUUUCAAGCAGCACAGAGGAAUCAAACCACCGCUUUUGUGGGACCUGGUUUGGGAGGAGAAGGUAACCAGACUCUGUUUCAAAGCGUGGUUAGCUUGGACAGCAAGAAAGGAGUUGUUUUGUUAGGGUUUCCCUUAAAGCCUUUAACUAGUGUCUUAAACCGUUUGAAUCUUCACGGCGGAGAGCUUUACCUGUGGACUAAGGACGGUACGGUUCUUGUUCGUGAAGGUUCAUUGAAUGCUUCUUUAUUCAUCUCCAAUGGCUCCAUUUGCUCGAAAGCCGUGCGGUCUACAUGCCUCCCCGGAAACUGCGGUUCCGGUGGCUACGGAUUGGAGAUCGAAAGAUCGACAUUCCAAGCUUUUUGCUCUGUUCUUGAAGUUGCCGGCGUGCCUCUGAGAUACACGCUUUUGUUUCCGGACAAAGGAGGAGGAACAAGCAUCGAGAAGGAUGCAAAAGCGGGGCUAAUUCUGCUUAUUCUUGUGACGAUCUUCUAUGCAUUGUGUUGGCCUCUAGGGUUUGUGGCGUUUAUGGUGCAAGCAGCAAGAAGAGAGAUGCAUAUGCGUUCAAUGUUGAUAAACCAAAUGGAAGCAACACAACAGGCUGAGAGGAAGAGCAUGAACAAGAGCCAAGCGUUUGCAAGAGCUAGCCACGAUAUUAGAGGUUCCCUUGCCGGGAUCACCGGUCUCAUUGAUCUAUGCCGUGAGUCACGUGAUGAAGUUAAGCCUGGCUCCGACCUAGACACUAGUCUCAAGCAAGUGAAUGUAUGCACCAGUGAUCUGGUUGCUCUGCUUAACUCUGUAUUGGACAUGAGCAAGAUCGAGAGCGGGAAGAUGCAGCUAGAGGAAGAAGAUUUCAACCUAGCGAAGCUUCUUGAAGACGUUGUCGAUGUUUUCCAUCCCGUGGCGAUGAAGAAAGGAGUUGAUGUGGUUCUUGAUCUUCAAGAUGGCUCCAUUUUCAAGUUCUCAAAUGUGAGAGGGGAUAGUGGCAAACUCAAGCAGAUUCUGAACAAUCUUGUAAGCAAUGCGGUCAAGUUCACAGUUGAGGGUCACAUUUCAAUCCGAGCUUGGGCUCAGAGGCCAGGUUCCAAGAGCUCUGUGGUCUUGGCAUCGGAGCUUGAAAGAGGUGUAUCCUCCUGGUUUUCAAAGUUUAUGUUCUGCAAGAACAAAGACCACCACAACUCAACAUCAACCUAUGAGAUGGAAAUUUCGAACUCCAUAAUAAACAAUGCCAACACGAUGGAGUUUGUGUUUGAAGUGGACGAUACAGGUCAAGGAAUACCUUUGGAGAUGCGUAAAUCGGUGUUUGAAAACUAUGUUCAGGUAAGAGAAACAGCACAAGGGCAACAAGGAACAGGAUUAGGGCUCGGGAUUGUUCAGUCUCUGGUGAGACUAAUGGGAGGUGAAAUAAGAAUCACUGAAAAGGCCAUGGGAGAGAAGGGAACAUGUUUCCAGUUCAAUGUUUUGUUGACAACCUCAGAGUCUCCUCAAGUGAGUGACGUGAAAGUGAAGCAAGACCUUGAAGCAGGAGGAGGUGGAGGAGAUUACAUAUCCACACCAAGCCUUGGCCUGACUAUAAACACUUCUUUAGGAGGUAGUAGCAUGAACAUACGUAACCUUAGCCCUAGAUUCAACAACUGUCUCAGCUCAAGUCCGAAGCAAGAAAGCUCUCGUGUGGUUCUCUUGCUCAAAGAUGAAGAACGAAGAAGAGUCACAGAGAGAAACAUAAAGCGUUUAGGAAUAAAAGUCACGGUGGUGGAGAAAUGGGAGCAUUUGAAUCAUGCCUUGGAGAGACUUAUUGGUUUUUCACCUCAGAGUUCCAUUGGAAGAGCAGAGUCUAGUUUGAGAAACGAAUUAUCAUCAGGUCCAAGCUCAAGGGAGUUGCCUCUGAUUGGUAUGGAUGGCAUUGAUUCCAGAAGCCAAAUCCCUAGAAGGAGAAGCAACAGUUCCAUUGCAACUGUCCUUCUGGUGAUUGAUGCAAAAGCCGGACCAUUUCUUGAGAUGCAAGAAAUCGUCCAAAAGUUUCGUAGAGGCUUGCACCGUGGGAUAUCCUGUAAAGUUGUUUGGCUCAACGAGCAGAGUGGCCAAGGAGUUGAGAGAGGAGACGUUACUUAUUUGAAACCUUUGCACGGAUCUCGUCUUAACCGAGUGCUCAACAUGUUGCCUGAAUUUGGAGGAAUUGAUCCAAAAGAAAGGGAAUCGCUACUGAGGCAUUCGCUUUUGGCAGAGACAUCACCAAAACGUAAAAGUGGUGAAAUCCAAGAAGAGGGACCAAGUUCGAGGUAUAACAAAAAGCUAGGCAAGUCAAUAAUGGCACCAGCACCUUCAGAGAGGGCCAAGACAGUGCCUACUGGUCGAGAGCCUAUUGGGAAACCAGAGGAGGAGAAAGGAACUUCAAGACCAAGCGGUGAUGAUGAUGAAGAAUUCCUAAGAGGAAAGAGAGUUAUGGUGGUUGAUGAUAAUCGUAUAACAUGUUCAGUUGCAGCAAGAAAGCUGAAGAAGAUGGGAGUCUCUGAGGCCAGACAAUGCGAGAGUGGGAAAGAAGCUGUGAGAUUAGUCAGUGAAAAGCUUACACAAAGAGAGCAAGAAGAAGUAAACAUGCUUCCCUUUGACUACAUAUUCAUGGACUGCGAGAUGCCAGAAAUGGAUGGAUAUGAAGCAACAAGAGAGAUUAGGAAAGUGGAGAGAAACUAUGGUGUUCGUAUACCAAUAAUAGCAGUAUCUGGUCAUGAUCCUGGUUCCAAGGAAGCAAGAGAAACCAUAGAAGCUGGAAUGGACGCCUUCUUAGAGAAAAACAUGAAUCAAGACCAACUUGCCAACAUCAUUAGAGAUAUCCAAAGCAAGAGUACACAUGCGACCAGAGAAAGUAGUAGUUAG